This is a messenger RNA of Pseudovirgaria hyperparasitica, 570 nucleotides long. Its product is annotated as NAD(P)-binding protein. The record is from RefSeq and is a predicted model, not a curated record. The transcript has 3 exons. Lineage: Eukaryota; Fungi; Ascomycota; Dothideomycetes; Acrospermales; Acrospermaceae. Bases 1 to 570 code for a protein of 189 amino acids.
AUGUCCGGGAAGUUGAUUCCGAAUUGCUUAAAGCUGGGUCAAGUCUUGAAUUUGGACCUUGUGCCUCUAGACAAUCCAAAAGUUUUUUCAUUGGAUACUGAUCUCACAGAAUCUGGACAAAUCUCCAACGCCUUGACUACACAUUUUAAUUUCUCUGGCUACGAGGCGGAGGGCAAUCCAAAAGGACCGGAUGUAGUCAUACACUUUGCAGCAUAUGCUCGCAAUAUGCUCGUGCCAGACAAUGAAUGCUACAAAGGCAAUGUCUUGUCGACUUACAACGUCAUUGAGGCGACCUGGAAGCUCGGGAUACCCAAAAUCGUCAUCGCCAGCGGCGAGACUAUCUACGGAGGAUGUUUUGCGCAGGGAGGUCAUGAUUAUGAGUCCUUUCCUUCGAAUGAAGAUCUCGACGUCAAUCCAAUGGACACUUACACCAUUAGUAAACUAUGCCGUGAACGAGUGGCGCGUGGGUUUGCUCGGAGGUUUGGGGUCGACAUAUAUGCCUUGCGGAUUGGUAAUGUUAUCGAGCCGCAUGAGUAUGAGCGCGACUUUCCAAAGUAUGUCAAUCCAUGA